Molecule: messenger RNA, 999 nt
Organism: Dracunculus medinensis (Guinea worm)
Lineage: Eukaryota; Metazoa; Nematoda; Chromadorea; Rhabditida; Dracunculidae
Source: the annotation of a GenBank genome assembly
AUGGCAGCUGUGGCUACUCUUUUCAGUUCAAAUGAAUUAGAUUCUCGAUCAGUUGCUUCAUUCAAGAGUGGAUCAAGUAGUUCAGGUGCACAUACUGAUGUUACUGGCACAAGAUCAAGUGAGUCACGACAGAAUAGUGUUCAACCUGAAGAUGAUGAAGAUCUCGAUUUAUGGGCAUUAUGGGGUAAUCUUAUAAAAAAUUGGGAGACUGAAAGUCGGAAAAGGCCGAAUUUCAUAAAAGAUUUGGCUCGCCGUGGUAUUCCACAACACUUUCGUACGAUUGCAUGGCAAUUGUUAAGCAACGCCACGGUAUCAUCAAUUCACGAUAAUUAUUCGGAAUAUUUACGACGAAGUUCACCAUAUGAAAAGGUAAUUUUACGAGAUAUUCCACGAACCUAUCCAGAACUCGAAUUUUUUAAAGAAAAUGGUCGUGGUCAACAAUCACUUUUCAAUGUUAUCAAGGCAUAUAGUGUACAUGAUAAAGAAGUUGGCUAUUGCCAAGGAAGUGCAUUUAUUGUCGGUCAAUUGUUGUUACAGAUGCCUGAGGAAGAAGCAUUCGCUGUUUUCAUUCGACUGAUGGAACAGUUUCGUUUACGAGAUUUAUAUAAGCCAACAAUGACUGAACUAGGUUUAUGCAUGUUUCAACUGGAGUGCCUUGUUCAGGAACAAAUGCCUGAUCUUCAUACGCAUUUUAAUAAUAUGGGCUUUGAUACGAGUAUGUAUGCUAGCAGUUGGUUUUUAACACUUUUCACGACCUCUUUACCAUUAGAAUUGGCAAAUCGUAUUAUGGAUCUUUUUCUUGUUGAGGGAAUGGAAUGUAUAUUUCGAAUAUCUUUGGCGAUACUACAACAAGCUCGUAUCGAUCUUUUGAAGCUCGAUAUGGAAGGAAUGCUUAAAUAUUUUCAACGAGAAAUUCGUGAACGAUUCGAAAAUGACCACGAUUUACUUUUCGUUGUUGCAUCUCAAGUUACGCUGAAUUAUAAAAAAAUGAAAAAGUAA